GUACAGAUCUGCAGUGAUUUCUAGCAAGAAUUCGAACUUGUAACCGUGUUCCUCAAAUAAGACGUAGUUCUGAUCAGUAGUACGUUGCAUGGAGUUGCACAAGAAGGUGAGCAGUGCUAAACCGGUGCUGUAAUUGAUCCCGCAGCAUUGCCUUAACAUUUACAAUGAUGAUGAGCUUCUCGCUUCCAUCUUUACUUUCGACCUUGGUCGUCAUCCUGUUGGCUGUUGACUUCGUUCACGGUGAGAUGAAACCAACCAAAUUUGCUAAAGAGGUUGUUUGUGAAGGCUGUCAUGCUGUAAUAGCAGAGACGAACAAGAUCCUCGGGAAGGGGAAAAGAACAGAAAAGACAGUGACAAAUUCAAUGCGAGGGAUCUGUGAGGCACAGAGGUUAAAUCAAUACGAGUUUAGUCCACCUACAAUGAAGAAAGUUUGUGAUUAUUGGACAGAUAAUUAUAAAACCGAGAUCAAAGCUGCUCUGAUGAAUGGUCUUCCUGAAGACGAGCAGGAAAUCGAACUCUGUUGGAUCACCACCGAUAUCUGUCGAGGCGUCGAUCGUUCUAAUUUCAGAAUAAAUAAAUAUGAAGGACCGAGCAAACGAAAAAUAUUGGCCGCGACAAAAGCUAGUAAAGAAGAGACUGCUGACGAGACUGUCGACGAGGCCGUCGACGAACCACCGGCCGAGAAGAAGGAAGAAGCCAAAGAUGAGAAGAAAGAUAAAAAGAAGUCGAGCAAAAAAUCAUCAAAGUCUGAAUCAAAGAAGAAGGCAGAGGAGAAGGAUGAACUUUAAUGAUUAUAGAAAACUUUAUUGUAGAUGAAAGACCUUAAUUUACCACAUUUAAAUUAUAUUGAAGGAUAGUUCCAGCGCUUAAUAAAAGAGUUGGGGUAAGAUGAUGGCAUUAAGGUGACGUAAUUUUUCUCAUUUUGGGGGUUGACUGUUAUAACAUUUCUAUGACAUUUGCGUAACAAGCUCAUAUACAGUGUUAUUUUCAUUUUCUACAAAUGUAUUCUAAUUUUCUUCGUUCUCCUUUCUUACCGCAUCUAACAGGGGCCGCGGAACGGUUUUCAAAGUGGGGGGCUGAGCCACAAGUGUGUGUGGGGGGGGGGGGGAGCUGACCAUGCAAAAAAUCACAAUCAUAUGGUCAUUUUUACGUUUUUGUACACGGUUUUGGAAAAAAGUGGGGGAUGAAGCCCCCAGCCCCCCCCCCCCCCCGCCCCUGUCUAAAAUCACCCUUAAUACUUUAGCAGGGACGCAGUCGAGGCCGGCCUCGUCGCCACAUAUUGCCGAUCCUGGCCUCGACCUCUUGUGUCGAGUCACGUGUAUUAAGCCCGGGGUAUGCGAGAUGAUAUUCUCCAACGCCUCGCAACUCGGUAGUAUACCAGCCUAGAUCGACUUAAAAAAAAACGUUAACCGUUAUUUUUCAUUUUGUAUAUUUAUUUCUGAAAUCUUUUCCAGUCAUUUUUAUUCACUCAAACUUUUUCAAUCCACCCUGCAAAAUAAUUCAUGCCAUUUGUUAUACCUUGUAAUUAUAAUAAUAUUAUGAAAAAAAAAUCUACGUUAUUGUAUAUUUCAUUUUGAUUCAUGUAUUCAGAAUUAUUCAUGAUUGUUGAUGUGAACAAAACAAAUCUCAAACUUGACUGUAAAAUUGAUUACAUUUUAUUAUACAUAUAUUUUAUUUUGUUUUGCAAUUUGAUAUCCAUUUGUUGUCGGGAAAUAUUUGUAACUUGAUGAUUGAAUUAUUUCAAAAUUGUUAUUGCGUUGUGUUAAUCAUUCAAUUGUGAUCAAACUUUUGUUAUUUACUUUAAAAAAAAGAAAGUAUUCAUGAAUUUACGCCAUAAGGAAUUGUUCUUAUCAAAAGACUGAAUAAAAUACAUUUUUGUAUUAUCGAC
Lytechinus pictus (painted urchin) is the source of this 1888-nucleotide messenger RNA. RefSeq lists its product as uncharacterized. The transcript has 6 exons. Lineage: Eukaryota; Metazoa; Echinodermata; Echinoidea; Temnopleuroida; Toxopneustidae. The record is from RefSeq and is a predicted model, not a curated record. Bases 165 to 788 code for a protein of 207 amino acids.